Messenger RNA from Ziziphus jujuba (common jujube), 3047 nucleotides. RefSeq lists its product as uncharacterized. Gene Ontology annotation, biological process: regulation of DNA-templated transcription. Lineage: Eukaryota; Viridiplantae; Streptophyta; Magnoliopsida; Rosales; Rhamnaceae. The record is from RefSeq and is a predicted model, not a curated record. Gene Ontology annotation, molecular function: protein dimerization activity; DNA-binding transcription factor activity. The coding region runs from base 508 to 2541 and encodes 677 amino acids. The transcript has 8 exons.
UUUCUUUGCAAAAUGCCAAAGUAAAAGUGUAGUGUGGAAUCCUCAAUCCAGGGAUACACAAAAUAUUCAUGUUGAUAUGGACCCUGCAGUUGGUGUGUAGGCAGCUAAACCACAUAUGCUUAAACUUUUUAUGUGGAUGGUUUUGAAGAAGAAGAAGAGGAAUCUUGUCAUGGGCCAUUUCCAAUAACCUCCAUCUGCAUUAAUGUGAUGGGACAUCACACAUGACACAUAUGCUAAUUCUGUGUGUUGGAGGAUGAGGAUUCUUACUCGCAUAUACUACUUCCAAAUUCUAACUCUUUACGACUCCACCGCCCAAUUAAAGCUGACCUUUCAGCGUCCUGUAAAUUACAACCAACCGCAUGCUUUUCCUUCCGAUCGAUCGGUUGACUAAAUUAAUCUUGUCCCGGUUAUCCUAUUCCUGCGAUUUGCCUAUUCAGAUAUCUUGAAACCAGUACCAGUACUAGUACGUUUGGUGGCGGAAGAUAUAUAUAUAUAUAUAUAUAUAUUAUGGAUAUGCGAAAAUCAACUCAGCCGAGGAUGACAACUACCUCCUUCGCUGCAGCCUCUAUGUAUGAGAAGGAGUUUAUGGAGUUAGUAUGGGAAAAAGGUGAGAUCCAAGUGAGAGGACCAUCCUGCAGGUGGAAAAGUGAUAUUGUUGAAGCUAAAGGAGAAAAGAGAGGCAAGUUGGGGAGCAUUGUGAAUUUUGGAAGAGCAACAGAGGAUUGUGAUCAUGGUUUGAAAUAUACUACUCCUAGUGUUGAUCAUCAUUACAAACCUCACCCUCAUCCUCACCACUCUCAUGAGUUCUACUCAGAAAAAAUUGCUGCUGCUGCCACGGCGGCCACUGGGAAUAAUAAUGAUUGCCGUAUUGUUCCAGAAUACGAAAAUGAAAAUGAUUGUGCAGAAUAUGAAAAUGAAUGUCCAGAAUAUGAAUAUGCACAUUUAAAACCAGCAGUGAAUAUUAACGAUGCAUCGAAGUUGGAGAGAACUAUCACUCAGACUAAUCAUCGGCUGAGAGCUUUCCCACGGAGGAAUUGUAGUGAUCACAUUGAUUCAACCUCCUUGCCAGAAGUAGUGCUAGAGCGCCAAGCUGCUUCUGCUGCUCAUAAAAUAACUACUACAACAACAACAACUCCUUCUCAUUCUUCUCAUUCUUCUCAUGAUUCUCAUUCUCAUUCUCAUUAUGGUGGCCAGUGGUUCCUAGGAGUAGGAGUAGCAAGUAAUCAUCAAGAGAAGAAUUCGAACAAGAAGUGGAACAAGAGUAGGAGGAACAGCAACAACUUGUCCCACUUGUCCAGAGGAAUAAGACUUGCAACUGUUCCUAAACCUAAUAAUGUAGCUACUAAUGUUAAUGCACCUUGCACUUGCACCGCUGCUGCUGCUGCUACCAAGUACUCAAUCGUCACGGACAAAGAUCAUCAGAGGCGCCCGGAUGCUUUAGGCAUCGUUCCCAACCAUCAUCUUGGAUCGCUUACUGCUAAUACUGCUAGUGUCAAACAUCUCCAAAUUAAUCCAACCGUCAAACCACUAGAUCUACACUACUUAUCCCUUCGGCCUCAUGUUCCAGCCGAUGAGCACUCUGAAGCUUUCGGUAACAAAGUUGUUGCCUUAGAAGAACAACUUCCCCACAAGAAAACGAAAACCCCCAAAAUCUCAAAACCAAAAACGAAAACCCAAACUGCAACUGGAAAGUACUUCACACGACCUCCUCCUCCUGUUCCAUCAGCUUCAGUAUGCUCUCUGGGAGCUUCAAAUAGCCCAGCACACGCACACGCACACGCACACCCUCUGAAGCGCACAUCUGAGGAAACUGAAGAGUCUGCCUAUCCAUGUAAAAGUGUUGAAAAUGAACCCACGGCUCAGGCUGUUAUAAAAGCAGCAGUUGCUCCCGGAGGAGGUAGAUCCAAGAGAAACCGAACUCCACAAAUCCAUAAUUUGUCCGAAAAGAGGCGAAGAGAUACCAUCAACAAGAAGAUGCGGGAGUUAAAAGAGCUCUUACCCAAUUGCAAUAAGGUGGACAAAGUUUCAAUGCUUGACGAGGCCAUUGAGUAUCUCCAGACCCUUCAGCGUCAAUUACAGCAGAUGUUGUCGAUGGGAAACGAGAUUAUGGCGCCUCAAAUGAUGCUGCCUGCUGGAGCGCCACAUUUGUGUGAUCCAUCGAUGAUGAGACUAAGCAGCAGCUUACUCCCCUGCUUCCCUACGACUACUAGUACUAGUACUAGCACUAGCGCUGGCACUGGAACUGGUGGUCAUUCUAAUCCUUAUAAUUCUGGAUUUCAGAUGCUUCCCUUCCCUGCUUAUCUGCUUCCCUUCAGUACUAUUCCUCUUCAUUCCCUCGUACCACCCGCUAUCUCCAGGCCCACCACCCUUUUUGAUCAGCCUUAUUUUGCUUCCAAAUAUUAUUCAAACCCCCAUUUCGUCCAUAUGUUUUACAACAACAACAACAACACUCCUACAAAUCAUGUUGAGCGCUCCAGGACUACCCAAUCAACUUCUACUCAUCAGGGAACCCACCAAAACUCAAAACAAUGUUUUGCUUAGCCACAGUGCAGCACUCAUGCACAGAUAUAUAUCUAUAUAUAUAUAUAUAUAUAUAUAUGAUCAAAAUUCAAAAUUCAAGAGCUUGGAUGUCAUGGCGGCAUGUACAUUCAGGAACUUCAUCUACAGCUGAACUCCCUUCCAGUCCAGAAGAAAACUAGACUACCAUGGAAACAAAUAUGGGUUUUCGAAUCUCGUCUCAUGCCUUGGAUCAUAUUGUGGGAUACGUACACUACAGAAUUGGGAUUUAGCCAGUAACCAGAUUCAACAAUCAUGCUCAACAUGUGGUUAUAUCCCAAUAUAUAUGCGUUGAAACCUUUAAACAACUUCAUCCGACUUCGUUUUCCCCAGCUUCAAGCAGUGGCAGCAGCAAAAGCAUUGGCACAAGCUAGCAUUUAUAACAACUUAAUUUCAGAUGUACAGCAAAAGAAUGCAGACUCUUUUUAUUGUAGCAGCGAAAAUGUUGGCCUAAUAACGAUGCAUUUGCAGUCUUCUCAGUUGUUUCUUGA